UUUGUCAGCAGCGAGCGGGAGCGCGUGUGAAGGAGGCUCUGCACGUGGAACGCCGUUCCCAAGAUGAUCGUGACACAGCACCCCGUGCUGGUGACGCAGCCCCCCGUGCUGGUGACGCAGCCCGUGGCGCACACAGUGAAUGUACAGGGACAGGCCCAGUGGUCAUCCCACAUGAUGGAUUGCUUCCAGGAUACGGAGAUCUGCGUCUGCGGGUUCUUCUGCCUGCCGCUGCUGCAGUGCAAGGUGGCGUCGGAUUUCGGCGAGUGCUUCUGCGUCCCGAUGCUGCCUGGGGCCUUAAUGGCGUUGCGGACUGGCAUUCGAGAGAGGCACCAUAUCGAGGGCACCGUGUUUGACGACUUCGUGAGCCUGUGGUGCUGCAAUCACUGCACCACGUGUCAGAUGGCGCGCGAACUGCGACACCAGAAGAACCGCGGGACAGCCGUCACGGUGGUGACAACCACGCAGCCCGUGGCCGUGAUACACAGAUAAACACACACAAAAAUAUAUACAUACAUACACACAUAUAUACAUACACAUACAAAAAAUAUCCCCCGUAUAGCCUUAACAGACUGAAGGGGAAAGUGCUGUUAGCGAGCACCUAUGAA
This is a messenger RNA of Petromyzon marinus (sea lamprey), 605 nucleotides long. RefSeq names its product cornifelin homolog. Lineage: Eukaryota; Metazoa; Chordata; Hyperoartia; Petromyzontiformes; Petromyzontidae. The record is from RefSeq and is a predicted model, not a curated record.